AUGCAGGCCAACAGAGGAAACGCUGAGGCCCUGGGUCGCAAGGCCAAGCUUGCUCGCUCGUAUCAGGAGCUUCUUGACGAGUUCUCCAACAAAGACCUCAGCUCUGUCGGCAACUACACUCUCGGUCGUCUUAUCGGAAAAGGUUCCUUUGGCAAGGUCUACUUGGCUUCUCACAAGCUCACUAAUGGCUCCAAAGUCGUCCUCAAAUCUGCUAACAAGGGCGACUCGAACCUCGCACGCGAAAUACACCACCACCGCCAAUUUGUUCACCCGCACAUUGCCCGACUGUAUGAGGUCAUAGUUACCGAGAAUCUGGUGUGGUUGGUUUUGGAAUACUGUUCUGGCGAUGAACUCUACAACUACCUCCUCGAACAUGGGCCCCUCCCCGUCCACAAGGUCCAAAAGAUAUUUGCCCAACUCGUUGGCGCUGUCGCACACGUACAUCAGCAAUCAUGUGUUCACCGCGACUUGAAGCUGGAAAACAUACUCUUUGACAAACACGAGAACGUCAAGCUGGUGGAUUUUGGUUUCACCAGAGAAUACGAGGGCAAGUCCAACUACCUGCAGACAUUCUGCGGUACAAUAUGCUACUCGGCGCCCGAAAUGCUCAAGGGCGAGAAAUAUGCCGGAGAAAAAGUCGACGUCUGGAGCCUCGGUGUUAUCCUGUAUGCCCUUCUAUGCGGAGAGCUGCCAUUCGACGAUGACGACGACAACGUAACACGGACGAAGAUACUUAGUGAAGAACCAAAGUACCCCGAUCAUCUCCCUCCUGUCGCCAUUCCGUUAAUCAAGUCCCUACUCUCCAAGCGACCGUUACUUCGACCCUCCCUCCCCGACAUCCUCACCAAUCCUUUCCUCGCCGAACAUGCCCCUGCACAGCAAGCAAUCCUGAAACUACAAAGGCCGCCACCUUUCUCAACACAUCUAGAGAAGGAGACUCUUCAGCGCAUGCGGGGUGCGGGUGUCGAUAUUGACUCUGUCAUCGAAAGUGUGCUUGCUCAGCGGUGCGAUGCUUUGGGUGGCUGGUGGACGCUGCUUAUCGAAAAGGAACAGCGGAAAGUCAAGAGGAGGGAGAGGAAACGUCGGGAAAGGGAGGCUGAAAACAGGAGCUUGCGUCGUCUGUCCGCCGCGUCUAGCAGACUUGAGCGGAUUGCGCCCGUGUUGCAAGAGGUCGACGAAGACGGCGGGUUGACAAACCGUUUCAUCAGACUUGAAGACGGGCCCGUGACGCCACGGACAAGAGGCCGGUCAGAGAGAAGAAGUGCGCAUUACUCCGACUUGGGGGACUUGCCGGGCCUGCCGGAGCACAGCAAGGAAAACGGAAGUCCAGAUACAGAGGAACCACCUCCACCAAUCGAUAAGGAUUCGAUCCGGUCUGCCAUGACCACUUCGGAAGCUUUGGCGGCUAACGGGACGCCAGAGCGACCCCCUGAACAACAGCGCAAAGUUCGCAAGAAGCCCUCACAGGCCAUCAUUGCACACUGGAAGAAUUGGACGCAUUGGUUCUUCGAAAACACCCGCAGGGGACGGCACGCGAACAAGAGAGGCAGUCACUCGACACCCAACCUGGUCGAUAAAAACGGCAGUGUUGCAGGCAGCAGCAGUAAACACUCCAAGGACACAAGCCCUCGGCCGCAGACAAGCAAGUAUCCAACAACGGAUGCGGCAAUACCUCAGGGAACGGCUGGACUGCCUCGUGGUGUGGUGGCUAAUGGCCAUGCCAACAAGGCACUGCCAAAUCACGGAGGAUCUGGCGGCUUCAGCAGUUCAGCUUAUGGUGGGGGCUCUGCUCCCUCGCGGGUACCGUCCCGAAUUGCAACAUCCUACAAGCGACAAUCAUUGUCGCCAUCUCCCAUGACCCCGCGUACUACAAUGCGGCGUUCAUCGGCAGGUUUGAGGGGCCGCAAGUCCACUUCAUCAUCAGUCUCGUCCAUCCGUUCAAUGCCCCACCACCACCACUCUCAUUCCAAGGCAUCGUCAACAAGCUCCAACGGUUCAGUCUCGACUUCCAUGUCCAAAAAUACACUCCAGCGUGGGCAAUCACCUCAUCACUCAGUCAAAGUUCUCCCUGCCACUCCGACCGCGAUUGCCUUCCCGUCAAAUAUCCGUUUAGUUCGAGGGCCAGGUCCUCCGGCUCCUCUUGCUCUAUUCAAUGAGGGCAUGCCACCCCCGCCCGUAGCAUCGGGAAUGCAGGCUCCCGGCUCGCCAAAUCCCUUUGCCCUGGGAGGGGGAAUUCAAUUUGCCAAGCGGAAGCGAAAUAUCUUCAAGGGCCCGAUGCUGACUUUUGGGGGAGGUGGCAAUGGUGGCGGCGGCGGCGGAGGAGGAGGUAGCAGCUCACGAAGCACCGGUUCUAACCAUUCGCGCAGUGCAAGUGCUUCUGGGAUCGGACGACGGUCAGGCGAAGUCACCAUACAGGAGGAGGAAGAAGGCGAAGAAGUGGAAGAAGAGAUUGAGGAGGUUGACGCGUUUAGCCCUGUCGUCGGGUUGCCAGGCGAGCGCAUCGAGGAGCAAAUUAUUGAAGACAGCGAGACAGAGGCCCUGGCAGAGCAGUCGAACGAGGAGGACGCUGCUGCUCCAGUAACGCCAAAAGCCGCAGCCGCUCCUGUCCUGACAUGA
Molecule: messenger RNA, 2616 nt
Organism: Colletotrichum orchidophilum
Lineage: Eukaryota; Fungi; Ascomycota; Sordariomycetes; Glomerellales; Glomerellaceae
Exons: 6
Coding region: 1-2616 (871 amino acids)
Biological process (GO): intracellular signal transduction; protein phosphorylation
Cellular component (GO): cytoplasm
Molecular function (GO): ATP binding; protein serine/threonine kinase activity
Source: RefSeq, a predicted model, not a curated record